Messenger RNA from Dendroctonus ponderosae (mountain pine beetle), 7151 nucleotides. Its product is annotated as protein dopey-1 homolog. Gene Ontology annotation, cellular component: trans-Golgi network; endosome. Lineage: Eukaryota; Metazoa; Arthropoda; Insecta; Coleoptera; Curculionidae. Gene Ontology annotation, biological process: Golgi to endosome transport. The record is from RefSeq and is a predicted model, not a curated record.
GAUGUGCUGUCAGAUUAGUGACAACUGGACUAGAUGGAAAGAAAAAUGUUCACCAUAUUUGUAAAUGUUUUGAAAUAGUUCGUAAACUAAGAGAUAACCCUGAUAUGAGUGAUCGUGUAUAAAGUGAUAUGUGCAAGUAAAUGAUAUUUACUUUUAGAGACACACGUCAACAAAACGAUUGGAAAGCAGCAGAGCUCCAUAAGCAUCUAGCUGUUUGUCAAUAUCAAGAGCCAAUUAAUUAUUUAAAAAGGGGGUCUUGACUCUAUUAAUAUCGUUACGGGAAUUCAUUUAUUAUCUGCAACGGAGUUUAGCUCCUCGGAUGCCUCUAGCGCGACGUUGUGCCGAAAAUAUGCGGGAUAAUGUGAGUGAUUAAACCUGUGCUUAAACUGUAAACAAAGACUUUCCAAUUGAAUUCAGUGCGUCCCGAAAAGUGCAAUAUACUAAAACAGAAUGACUACAAUAACAAUGGAAGAAUACGAACUCAUGAAAGACUCCAAAUAUCGCAUGUAUGUGGCUGCAGUUGAUAAAGCUCUGAAGAACUUCGAGUACACUUCUGAGUGGGCUGACCUUAUUUCAGCCUUAGGAAAACUGAAUAAGGUCUUGUUAAGCUACACAAAGUACCCAGUGAUUCCUAGAAGGAUAAAGAUCAGUAAAAGAUUGGCCCAAUGUAUGCACCCAGCGCUGCCUUCAGGAGUUCACCUGAAGGCCCUCGAAACUUAUGAUAUAAUUUUUAGAUGCAUGGGAACCAAUCGUCUAGCUUACGAGUUGUUUAUUUACAGUUCAGGUUUAUUUCCUCUUAUGAGCCAUGCUGCCAUGAAUAUACGUCCAGCAUUGUUGACCAUAUACGAGACCCAUUUCGUUCCAUUAGGAGAUCGGCUAAGGCCGGCUUUAAGUGGAUUUCUUAGUGGGAUUCUUCCGGGGUUGGAUACAGGAACCGACCACUUUGAUAGAACUAACAAAUUAUUAGAAGACGUUUGUGAUGGGGUGGGACCGCCCUAUUUCUAUACCUGCAUAUGGCAAUGUGUGGCAAAUAACAGUCCUGUAAGAUUGCCGGCGGUUACCUACGUUUUCGCUCAUUAUAGUCGAAAGUUGCCCAUGGAGGACCAACUCUAUUUAAUGGGACAUGAUAUUGGAUUAAUGGUGUCAGGUUUAUGUGCAGCAGUUCAAGAUUCGAGCGUGCUGGUACAAAGGUCCGCUUUAGACCUGCUGAUGGUGUGUUUUCCCAUGCAAAACAAGCAACUUCUUUACGCUGACAUGGUGCGUUUAGUCACCGCAGCCCUGUCCACAAUACUAAGAAGGGACAUGUCCCUAAAUAGACGCCUGUAUUCGUGGCUUCUCCAAAUCGAAUCACAAAACAUUCCUCUACUCCAAAUCGAUGGUGAACAAGCAGAUGAUAUUCCUACAGCCCAAACGCAUCCCAUCGCUUACGACUUACUCAAUGACGCAAUUAAAGAUAUCCUGAAAAAGACCAGCACCAAAGUACCAAUUGAAGUAAAAUCUUAUCGUCUAUUGACGUCGUUGUUCGAAAAACCGCAAAUUGGGCCAGUUAUUCUUGAUGGCAUCCUGUACGAUGUGUUUCGCACUUUGUAUUUGUCUUGUUUGAACAUGCAGAAGCAUCGGAAUCAAACGGGACGGUGUGUAUCGUUUAAUGGGGAUUUGAAAAGUCUCAAAGCGUAUGAUAUUGACUUGAAUAAGCAAUUUGUCAGCAAGAACUGCCAGGAGUUGGUGAAAAAUGCCAAUUUACUGUUCAACACCCUGCAAAGCUACUACUUAUGGUCCUACAUCGAGAAGCUCUAUGAAGAAGCAGUCGCGAAUAUAAAGCGCUACAAAUACAGAGACCGUUGCCAAGUGAAUGAUAUAGGAAGUGGAACACCUUAUAUUCUGGAAUUGUGCAUUCUCACCGAUUUUCUCUUGGACAUAAUCCCGAUAGAGUCGUAUGCGGACAGCACUUCAAGCAUUCUCCCAAAUCUGUUCAAUAAAAUUAUCAAAUCACUCAAUGCACAUGUGGGGGAAUUGAAUCACCAUGAAAUCUUCAAAAGCUUGGAAUUGUGCACGAAAAUUCUCGCGAAAAUUCAACCGACUACGAUGACCCAAAUUCAAAAGCAAAUAGAGGAAGAACGAAUUGCAGCUGAAUUAUUAGAAAAAUCUGCCUUAAAUCAAGGCAAAUGUGAAGAUGGGGAACCGAGAACAAUUGAGAAGAGCAAAUCGGACUCAAAGAUUAGCGAAAACCUAAACGGAUUCGCUGAUAAGCACGAGCUGACUGUGGAUGACUUGGCUAGAGAAAGGUCUUACAGCAACCAAUUUUCAAAGAAAAAAGACAAAUCCAGUCCCAAGAUAGAAAAAAAGUCAAAAAAUAAAAAAUCCAAAUCCAGCUCUAAAUUAUACGAGCUUAAGAACGACGACAAUGACCAGUCAAUAAGCUCGACCUCUGAAGUUGAAAUGCCCGAAACGUCGUCCAAAGAAAAUACGCCUCCUGCCCUAUCAGUGACAACAAAAUACGAGAACAAGCACUUUUUAAACUGUUUAGAGCAGUACAAGAAGUUCUUUGUCUCCUUUAUCAAGUGCAAGAUCUUGCCUGCUACAGUAAUUACAGAUUUUUUCGCAUCCCUCGUUUACGACAAGCAACAAAGGAGCAAAGACUUGCAAUUAUUACUAGAUCAGCGGCUUUCCAACGAAAAGCACCAAUUUACACCAGUGGACUACUCGAUGAAAAUUCAAAGCGAUUUAAAAGUUCCCAACAUCAGUUCGGACGAAAAUUCGAAUUAUGAACCUUCUAUGAGCAUAGCGGCUAAUAUUCUUUUGGAGUUUUGCACCUUUCCCAAUCUCCUGACCGAUUCGAACGAGAAGAAAAUUCACAGUUGGCUUGAAGCUCUGAUUGUGGUGGCCUGUUGCAAGGAAGCUUCCCGGGAAAUUCAGCUCACUGCCAUGAAUACACUCUUAGAAAUAUGCAGUCUAUCGAAGAAUCAAAAUUAUUUGAAACUGUACGAAAGUGAGAAAAAAAUUAUUAUAACUGGGAUUUUGGAGUAUGGGCAUGUCUAUUAUGUCGAGGAGAAUACGUUGAGCAUUGAGGAAAUGUCCAGAAUAUUGUGGACCCUUCUGGGGACAGUUAAAAACCAGAAGCAGCUAAUGGUUUGUGUGACCCUCCUAUACCAAAUCCAUAAUACGUUCGAUAACAAGCUUUUCGUUGAGAAUGUGAUUGGUCAAUGUCUGUCUGAUGAACAUGUGACUGCGUCCUACAUAAAACAGUUUUGUAUGCUGUGGCAUUUGGGUCGAGAUCUUACUAUCAAGCUGCCGCCAACUAAGAGCUGCACCAGAAGUUUCGACAGGUCCUUGUUAAAGCUCCUGGAUAUGUUGCAAUCUAAAGAAAAACCCGCUAUUCAGUUGCUCGCUAACUCCUUUCUAACUCACAGUCUGUUGCAGAGCGACAUUCCACGAAUACUGAAUCCCAUUUUAUUAAAACUGCUCGCUACUAACACAGCAAGGGUUUCAAUUAGACACGUGAACAUCCAGGAUGGAGACGUCCAAAACGAACAGACUGACCAAGACAAUCAGAAAUUGGAAGAAUCUCAAACAAAAAAAAUUUACGCGGUCAGCAACGUUAAUGGCAACGUGAUGUACCAUGUGACCGACAGUCCCAGACCGAAAUCGCCCAAAAAGAAGUGGUUUACUUUCUCGAAAACCGGAAAAAAAUAUGCAUCGGCUAUCAAUAUGGCAACCAUCCUGAUGGAAGACACCAACAGCAUCGUGACCAAGAAAAACAAGAACUUCAAAGAAUACACUGUAUUGCCCGUUUUAGACCCACAGGCGAAAGGAAAUGUUAAGUUAAUCAUCAACCCUCUAAGCGUCAAGGAAAUCUACCCGAUAGGGUUGGAAGGUUCAUAUGCUCGGAAGACUUCGCACAGCUCUUUAGAAAGUUUGUCGAGCAACGACAAUACUAUCAGUAAUGAUGAUUCAAUCGACAGGAAAAUAUACGGGAAAUCAGAAUCAUUGCCGGGUGAUCGUGAUAGUGGCUACGAUUCCUUGAACCAGCAAAGAAAACAGUCGGAAAUCCUCAGCGCUUUAGUGGACAAUGGCAAAAAGGCCCUUCUAGAGAGCAUGGAGCCGAUAUCGAAUGGAAUAAAAACAGUGAAACUGCCAAAAUCCCGAAGUUUUGACGAAAAAAGCAACAUCAAGCCAGACGAAAAUUCUCUGGUUCAAAGUUGGUCGUAUUGCAUCUCGGAUUCAGCUAAUUUACAUGGAGAACUCGAGCUGAGCAAGAGCGCAGAAGAGUUCUUUAGAGGCAAAGAUAAGGAAUAUGCAAUAGUGACGGGAAUUCUUAAUAAAAUUCUGGAUGAUGUAUGCCAGAAAGUAGAUGGCGAUAGUUUGGAUCCUGAUAUUCCACAUUUUUCAAGCAGACCAAGCGACCUGGACUUGAGAAAUAAAAUCAACACGUCCAAUUCAAAAAACUUUGUUUUAUACCCGAUACAUUCGCACAUAUGUUUAUACUAUGAGCUCUUUGAUUCGAAUCAAGUGAUGUAUGCUUUACAUACUCUGAAACAUUGCAUCCUGUGUAACCCGCAGCUUUUCAUUAAAUGCUCAGCCACCAGCGGGAUUAAGAACAUGAAAAAUAAUGACAUUCUCUACCUGUUAGCCAGGCACAGGAAAAGUCUUUUAGGACAAGGGUUUAAUGGCGAAUUGACCACCGAACAUAUCAACUUUUACAGAGGCUACAUGUUCUUGGAUGUCAUUUUAUCGGUGUGUCUGAACUAUGCUCGAACGUUUUUUCCAUUUUUGGACGACUCAAGUCCAAUGCCAGACGAAAUGGAAACCAACAUUAAAAUCCAAUUAGAGGCCUUAGACAUUUUGAACACGAUAGUAAAAAAUCUGAUCACGAUGAUCGAGGAAAACUGCAAUAAAGGAUUUUCUAGUUAUAUUGCUGAUCUGUUGGUCAAGUGUAAAAUACAGAAGACUUUACUGCACUGCUUGCUGACUUCUGUAAGAAAUUUCGACGAAGAUAUGACUUUUGCUGAGGAUAUUUUACUGUUUAAUAACUUUCAACUAUGCAACUCGGAAAACAGAAUGGGAGAACAUGUGGAGGCGUUCCAAAUCCAACUCUUAAGGUUAAUUCAUUCUUUGAUAAUACUGGAACACUCGGUGUUCCCUUCAACAAAACCGACAGAACAGGCAACGCCCGAACCUAGUGGAGGGUCCAUUAAUGGAGAACACCUUAAUUAUACGCCCACUGUUUUGAUACCCAAGCAAGCCAUUUUUCUAUCAGCUAUUUUAAGCGCGCUGAGGAACGAAAAUAUGCGAAGCAUGCAUGAGAAGUGGCUGAAUAUGGUUACUUGUUGUCUGCCAUAUUUCGGAGAUAAUUUGAAGCAAAUUUCCAUUAGUGUGAUUCAUCAGAUUUGCAACAAUAUCGAAGAAAUCGCCACAAACUACAAAAAAACCGAUUUAGAUGACUUUGAAUUAAGCGCCGACUACACAGUGACCCAACUAGAAUCUCUAACGAUUUUGUGCCAUUACUGUCUUUUGGAUGCUUCGCAAACAGUUAACCAAAACGUUCCUGCUUCCACAUCGACUUCCGCUGUCUCAAACCCGGGGGAAAUUCUAAAUAAUUUAGUAAAUGUGUUUUUCUCGCCGUUGAGUUCCGAUAUAAAUUUUUCCGCUAAACAAAACUCGGAUCAUUAUCAGAACGCCCGCAAAACCAUACUGAGUCACAUGCCAAGGAUUAUAUCCAGUGUGGCAAAGUUAUGGCAAACUGUUGUUGCAAUGGAGAUUGAGUUUAAUAGUGUUUAUGGCAACUCAAAGGUGGUAAAACAGCAACUUUUGGAAUUUUUGAGUCCAAUAGCUGUGCAUCAUGGGGCCAGUUUUCUGUCCGCAGUAGCGGUCGCUUGGUAUGAGCGAAGAAACCCAUUUACUAGUGUUAAAGCUGUGUUACCAGAACCUAACGCCGGCCAAAACAACCUAGUAUACCUAAUAUCCGCCAUUAGAGUAAUUCCCUUAGAUAAUUUAGUACAAACUGUGACUGCUGUGAUAAAACACCCUCCUCCUUGUGAAGGUCUUAGUUCCGAUAUUUGCCUAGACGUAUCAAUUUUAGAGUUAUUUUAUUGUUACAUGCGUAAUGCAUCCGCUACCCAACUCUCAGAAGCUUGGAGCUCCUUGUUGGCACUCAUCAGAGAAGUGAACGUUCUGAGUCCAUCUGCGCAGUUCUUAUUAGCAGCCAUCCUGCACGAAAUGAUGAUUAAGUGCUGCCCAUUAGAGGAGAAGAAAGACCAGAAGGAUCUUCAAGAUGUAACAACUAAGCUUAUCGACUGUGUGUCCCAAGUUUGCGGUUCCUGCCUCGAGCAGACCACUUGGCUGCGACGCAAUUUUGCUGUUCGCGAACAGGAUGAAGAUUCCACCCCUGAAAAUAGCAUAACAAACGGAGCUCCUUCGAGUGAUUUAAUUUACAACUCCAGUCAUAGCGUGCAAGCACAAUUAACAUUGUCAGAAAUCUUGGCCCCAAUCCUGGACAUUUGUUUUGGAUCAUCCGAAAAGGACAAAGUGAACAAUAUUCUGGCCUCUUUAAUGUGCAACAUCGUGCCCUAUCUUAAGACACACACAGUCAAGAAUAUGCACAGUUUUAACGCCUGUUCGAAACUUUUAUCCAGUCUAAGCAGCUACCAAUAUACUCGCAAAGCUUGGAAAAAGGACGUAUUUGACUUGCUCCUGGACAAUAGUCUCUUUCAGAUGGAUUAUGCCUGCUUGAAGUACUGGAGGAUAAUUGUAGAUAAUUUGAUGACUCAUGACAAUACGACAUUCAGGGAUUUGAUGAAUCGAGUAUCAAUGACCCAAAGUGGAACUUUGGGAAUAUUCUCUUCAAGGGAACAAGAGUAUGAGCAGAAGGCACAACUUUUGAAAAGACUGGCCUACGUAAUAUUCUGUAGUGAAAUUGACCAAUAUGCCAAGUAUAUGCCUGAAAUUCAAGAACAAUUAACUUCAAGCUUGAGACUGAACGUUCCUGGAAUCCAAGCCCAGGUUUUUAUGUGUUUCCGAGUUAUCCUGAUUCGAAUGAGCCCCAUGCAAGUGACCAGUCUUUGGCCAAUCAUAAUCAGUGAAAUGCUACAAGUAUUCCUACAGAUCGAACAGGAACUUAGUACCGACACCGAAGAAUUCAAGACAAAUAACAG